AUGGUUGGUGCCAUGUGGAAGGCGACUGUUUUGCUGGCCCUGCUGACACUUUGCCCUGGUGGUGAUGGGCUGUUUCGCCACAUAUACAAAAAUGCCUGGGUUUCCGCGCCACAUACGCAAGACACAGGACAGCCCUUAUUUCUUACUCCCUAUGUGGAAGCUGGGAAAGGCAAACAAGGUAGACAAAUGAGCGCGGUGACUCAGGUCCUGGGACACAACGUGGAGAGCUACUGCGGCUUCCUCACCGUGAACAGCACUUACAACAGCAACCUUUUCUUCUGGUUCUUCCCGGCGCUGGUAGACUCGGAAAAUGCCCCAGUGGUUCUCUGGCUGCAGGGCGGGCCAGGAGGCUCAUCCAUGUUUGGGCUCUUUGUGGAACACGGACCUUAUAUGGUGACAAAGAACAUGACCCUGCGCAUCCGAGACUUUCCUUGGACCAAUACCCUGUCCAUGCUGUACAUCGAUAACCCAGUGGGCACCGGUUUCAGCUUUACCGAUGACGCCCGGGGAUACGCGGUCAACGAGGAGGAUGUGGCUCGAGAUCUGCUCAGUGCACUACUUCAGUUCUUCCAGUUGUUUCCUGAGUACCAAGAGAAUGACUUCUAUGCUACUGGGGAGUCUUACGCAGGCAAGUACGUGCCGGCCAUCGCCCACUACAUCCACACGAUCAACCCCGUCCUGACGGUGAAGAUCAACCUGAAGGGGAUCGCUAUGGGGGACGCGUACUCCGAUCCCGAGUCGAUCAUAGGGGGCUACGCAACAUUCCUGCACCAAACUGGCUUGUUGGAUGAGAUGCAGAGAAAGUACUUCCAGAAGCUGUGCGAUGAGUGCGUGAAGUACAUCCAGGAGGAGAAGUGGUUUCAAGCCUUUCAAGUGAUAGAUAAACUACUAGAUGGUGACUCAACAACCGGCCCUUCUUACUUCCAGAAUGUGACAGGAUGUUCUAAUUACUAUAACAUUUUACAGUGCACGGAACCUGAGGACCAGAGUUACUAUGGGAAAUUUUUGUCCCUCCCAGAAGUGAGACGAGCCAUCCACGUGGGAAACCGGACUUUUAACAAUGGAUCCACAGUGGAAAAGUACUUGGAAGAAGACACAGUGAAGUCAGUUAAGCCGUGGUUAGCUGAAAUCAUGAAUAAAUAUAAGGUGCUCCUCUACAACGGCCAGCUGGACAUCAUCGUGGCGGCCGCCCUGACCGAGCGCUCCCUGCUGGCCAUGGACUGGAAGGGGUCCCAGGAAUACAGGAAGGCCAAAAGGAAGGUCUGGAAGAUCUUCAAGUCCGACAGCGAAGUGGCUGGGUACGUGCGCCAAGUGGGCGACUUCACUCAGGUCAUUGUUCGAGGCGGAGGACAUAUUUUGCCUUACGACCAGCCCCUGCGAUCCUUUGACAUGAUAAAUCGAUUCAUUUUUGAAAGAGGGUGGGAUCCUUACUGAUGGAUAAGCUCCUUUUUCUCAAAGAGAACGAACGCCAAGGGUUUGGAUCUUUGAAAGGAAAGAUUUCAGAACGGAAGAUGUCAUGCGAAUAAGAAAGCAACCUUUUCCUAUCGGCAGAACUGUUUCUCAUCAAUAAAAGUUACCCUUGAAAUGA
Miniopterus natalensis is the source of this 1588-nucleotide messenger RNA. NCBI's taxonomy places the organism in Eukaryota, Metazoa, Chordata, Mammalia, Chiroptera, Miniopteridae. The record is from RefSeq and is a predicted model, not a curated record.